This is a messenger RNA of Stegastes partitus (bicolor damselfish), 5066 nucleotides long. RefSeq lists its product as uncharacterized. Gene Ontology annotation, biological process: regulation of transcription by RNA polymerase II. Gene Ontology annotation, molecular function: DNA binding; DNA-binding transcription factor activity, RNA polymerase II-specific. NCBI's taxonomy places the organism in Eukaryota, Metazoa, Chordata, Actinopteri, Pomacentridae. The coding region runs from base 286 to 4278 and encodes 1330 amino acids. The record is from RefSeq and is a predicted model, not a curated record. The transcript is spliced from 13 exons. Gene Ontology annotation, cellular component: nucleus.
GCGGACAACGAGAGUGAUUUGGAAACAGACGGGCUUGAAUUAGCCCUGGACACGUUGUGUGUCAGACACUGCAGCGACGAGUCGUCUCUGAACAGCAAAGGCUAUUGCUCUGAGUUUUGUGAGUUGGUCGAGGAGUACACGGGACAAUGGCAAGUUCCUCUCCCGCAGCUGAAGGUGCUGCGGACGGCGCUCAGCAACUUUACCAAAGCCACCACUGCCUUCCCUGAUGACUGUCAGCACAUCCACUAUGUUCUCAGCAGUCUGGCCUUGAGCUUCUUUGAACUGAUGCUGUUUUUCAGCAAGGAGGAAUUUGUGGAAGAGCCUUUAAAAGACAUCCUUGAUUCUUUUCAGGGGUGCCACUGUCAACUCCUGCGGCACAGGAACAUCUACCUUCAGCAUGUGAAGCAGAUUAUCAAAGCAGGAGGCCCGUGGGAGAGUCCAGUGCUGCAAGGAAUCCUAAAGGGGGCAGUUUUGCCACCGAAUGAGGUUGAAAACUACUUGAGCUCAGAAUUGCCAGUGUUCUUGGAGCUGCGGGUUCGAUAUCUGCAAGCCUGUGAGCGAAUGCAGGAGGCCAUGGCUCUGGCUAAAAGCUGCCUGGAAAAUCGUGAGGCUGGAAAACAUCUAUUCUUCCAUCAGGCCUACCUGACCUGCCUCUACAAGGCCUCGCUGCACGAAAACCUUCACAAGGAGAUGGCGGAGAUAGAUGGCCGUGAUGCUGUGGAGAUCAUCUGCAACACCGAAAGUGUUGAAAAAGAUGAGCUGCUGUUGUCACUGUGUAAAGCUUUCCUCACCCAGCAGCUACACAACGGAGACAUGUACUACAUCUGGGACUUGGUGUUCAUCUGGAGCAGGUUGCAUCUAAGGGCUCAUCCCUCCAGGCAAGGCUUUCUGGCUGAGUGCUUACAGCUCGCCUCCUCUGCUACGAAUGUCAGAGCCAUCUUCCCCUUCAUCAAACUGGUCACUACAGAGCUUGGUGUUGAUGGAGUCCAGGUCUGUGUGGAGCUUUGUGCCAGGGCCUUGCAGCUGUGUGACAUGCAGGCAGACACUGUAACCCGGUCACUGGUCUGCAAGACCAUCGCGUUCCUGCUGCCUCAUGACCUGGAGAUCUGUCGAGCAUGUGCCCUUCUAGUUUUCUGCCAGGAACGAAGCCUUGAGGCAUAUCGAACUGUCUGCCUGCUUUACAUGCACCCUGACCAGGAGCCGCAUCCACACAACAGCCCUGUCCGCACCAGUGUUCGCUUCCAUAUUCUGCAGAGGCUCAAGGAGCGCCUGUGUUUUGACCCCGAAUUUUGGAACCUGCUCACCCUCAGGACUCAUUGCUUGGAGUUGAUGAGUGACAAGGUCAUGAAGGCUGCUGUUCUCAGUGAGAUGGAAGAGGAAGAGGAGAAGAAAUACAGCGAAGAGCUGCUAACAAAUAACUGUGUAAAUGACUCAUGCACUCAAGAUUUCCAUUCAUGCCACUGCACUGACGCUGUAUUGGCGAACCAAAACCUCCCAGAAGAGCAAACUGUUGAUGAAGAGGCUAGAAAGUGUGUUGCUCCAUCAAAUAAUGCUCCUCUGAAGAGGAGAAAAUGGAGGAGAAGGCUGCGGAGGAGAAAACAACCUACAUCUGAUGACGAGUUAGACGUCUGUGAUGAUCCAGAGAUCAGCUACAAUCUGGAAUCCACCUCUUUGAGCAAUAAGCCCGUGUACUCGCUACGACGCAAUCACACUAACAUGGAAACUCCUGCUUCUGUAAAGCUCCCUCUAAACCGCAAAAGAGAAUACUUGUCUAGAUGUGUUAAGAGCCAAAUUUUGAAAAGGAAAGGUCGCAAGAAAAGAUGGUUGCAGGGUCUUCCAAGACUGGACCCAGUACAGACUGUCAAAGAGAUAAAGGUCAAAGUUAGAGGAAGGAAGCGGGGUCGGAAGCCUUUACCAAAACUGGAGCUCUCUUACCCUGAAAAUGAAAUAUUCCUUACCGAGGAGGAGUCUGGUUUUGAGGAUAACACUGACACAGAGGACAACGAGCCGGAAAUGCCUCACCUGGAGAACGAACUUGAACACAACAGUGAACAGAAAGAGAUUGAACUUGAUCAGAUGGAUGACGCUGAGAAAGAAAACAGACAACACACUGACAUCUUUUGUAGCAGCAGCCUCAGUGAACAAACCCAAGAGGAAUCCCAAACACAGUUCAUGUCCCAGCUGUGUGAAGGUCCUCCUAGUGAGCUUCACGCUGCUGUAGAAGCUAAUCCUGAGCUGGAUGGUCCUCCUUUAGAGCUACUGGACUGUCCAGUGGAACUGUUACACAAUUACUCCCUUAAAUCCAAAAAGCUUGACUGUGAGAAGCCUUUAGAGUCUGCUGCAUCUGAGGAGCUUAAUGGCAACACUGAACCGGAGCCCCACCCAGCAGUGGAAGCCAGAGUCUCCAACACUGAGGUGAAAGCCAAGAAAACAUGGAAGGACAGAGUUCUCCGCACUCAACAGUAUGCCCAUCUGAUGUACCACUGCAACGUCUGCCACAAGGACUACAAGGGCUUGAAUGUUAUGAGGCACGCUCUGUCACACCUCAAGAGCAGAAAACUGAGAUGUAUUCUGUGUGGAAAACGCUUUAAACAGCUCCCCUUUGCCAAAAAGCAUGUCCUGGAUCACAUUGAUGCCAUGUGUAAGCAGAAGCCCCCUGAUAAGGCGCCAACUACUGAGGACACGCCAGCUGCUAAUGGCGUCGUAGAUAAUGUGGAAAAUCAGUGUCAGCCUCAGGACGAAAAUCAGAGUUCUAUUUCUGAUACCGAAACUCCUGAACAGAAACCUGGAAGCAAAAUGAAAGUGUCGAGCCUCAAGAGGGAAGAACGAAUCAUCAGGAACCUCCGUACGCUCAUCAAAAAGACUUCUGUGCUUCACAAAAAAUGCAAGAACCCUAACAUGAAUAUAUUCAAGCAGGUAGACUUCAAGGACGAGCAAGUAGUCAUUAAAGACGGCCUGGUGAUUGUAAGAGAUCCAUCAGUGAUGGAGAAGGAAGGAGAGGAAGAGGGGAAAGAGAUGUCUGCAGGAGAAAACGGCUACGGUUUGGACAUCACGUAUCACUUGUGCCCAUCGGAGUCCUGUGACAGAGUGUUCCUGAGGAUCAGCACCACGCUGACGAAACAUGCAAUCAAGUGUCAUAUUAAUGAAGAGAAGGUGCUGGAGAAGACUUACGUUUGGGCCAAGCACAAGUGCUCCCUCUGCCUCAGGCAGACUCAGUUCCUUCAGCAUUACAAGGACCACAUGAAGCUUCACAACACUCCUCUCCCGCACUUCUGCUACCAUCUCGAGUGUGACCAGCGCUUUUUAACGCAGCAGGAAUUAAAAGACCACGUUAGCACUCACCAGCCCUUCAGACCUCAGUGUCCGUUCACGGACUGCGAGAAGCUUUUCUCGAGUCUUCAGGGCCUCUACGACCACGAAUGGAGACACUACAUUCCAGCUCCGCAGAAAGACGAGCUUGAGCUGGGACCCAAUAGACAGAUAAAGCAAAGUGCCGAAGCUCCGUGGAAGCAGAGGGUGAAGGUGGAGGAGAUAUGGCUGCAGAAUAAGAAGGGCCAAAGGGAGAGUCCCACUCCUGAUGUCGAGGCGUCUAAUGUUCAGGAGCUCUGGGACAGUAGCAAAGCUGAAACUCAAGCUUGUGAAGUCCUAGACAGCAAUGAAAGAUCUGAUCACUGUUCAGAGAAAACAGCCAGUAACGAGCACACUGACGACAGCAAACCCACCGUCAAUGGAUAUGAAGAUGUGGCAAGAAAUGAGGAGCCGAUGUCCACUUCCCACACUGCUGCUGCUGAUGCAGCAACCACCCCCAGCAAGAGGUGUCGGAAACGAACCGCCAUGGACUGGGACCCCAUAAACGUCCGAGAUGUGGAGGAUAUGUCCACUAUGGCCGAGGGAGUCCAGCAGAACAUGGGAGAGCCGCACAUCGCCGAGCACAAAACCUUCAAGCCCGAGGAUCCCUCCUACGCAACCUUCGUCAAAGCCCCGUUCAUCAGGCCGCCGCCCUCCACCUACCUGGAUGAGUCCCUGCUCUCAAUGCGCAAGAGGAGGUCCGUAGACGAGGCUGCUCCCCGGAAAUACGUCUACUGGAGUCAUAAGAAGAAGAAAGACCCCGCCCAGGAGAACGAGCAGCAGGUGGUGCAGGUGGAGCCUGAGCAGAAGACCAGACAUCGCUGUGACAAAUGUCUGUCCUCCUUCAGCAGCUUAGAGGAGCUGCAGAAGCACCAAGCCCUCAACACCUGCUCCGCACUCUUUGGCUUCGAUUCGGACGAUGAAAGUUAGUAGUGUGUGAAGCGGACCUGCGACUGGAGCGACCACCUGGAUCAGCAAGAUAAACGAACACUGGAGCUCUUUCUCAAUCCUCAGUUACGAUGCUUGUGUGUGUGAACAUGAGAGCGGUGGUGCGAUGAAAGAGAGAGCAGACUCAGUAUAUCCUUUUAAUUCAGCAUUGCAUAUUUACUAGUCAUGAACAUAUUGCUUGAACCCCAGGAAAGAGGAAAAUAGAACGAUUAUAUUAGAAUUGCUUAUUUAGAAAAGUUUUUGCAUCACAUUUUCCUGAUACAUGAGGUAUUUUUUUUUGUUUUUUUUGUUGAAAAAGUACAGGGAGCAUCAAUAUAUGUAAAUAAAAUCCUUUGUCUUCUCUUCACUUGAGUCCACAGAGUAAUAAUAAGUCAGUAAAGGUGCACUUUGUCGCUGAAGGCUCGUUUUUAAAGACAAAGAAAACGUGCCGCCGAUCUCAACAUCUCUGCACGAUUUAGUCAUCAAUUUAAUUCUGACUUCACCGGACGUGGAACUACUGUAUUCUGAUAUCAGGUUUGACGCUUUAGGUCCAACUAUUUCUUAUGGCUAAAGUUUACAGGCUAAGAACUCGACGCAGCGACACAGAAGCGGUCCUGCUACAGGCCAGCAUUCAAGAUCGAAGGGUUUCCCAGCAGAGCUCAUGCAGCGAUUGCAUUCCGGCUCUGACACAUGCUCAUCUAACCGCUUGCUUUGGUGCUGCUUGUAGCUUUAAAGGAAAAAAAAAAAAACAUUUCCAGUAAUGUGCAGAAUUAAAACACAUGAUCUCCAAA